CUUGGCCAAGGCACGGCAAGCAGGCAAUUCUUAGAAAAAGCAGCUUGCCAAAGCCGUAACUUGCUCCUCCCAGUUCCUCCAGUUUUGUUGUUGAUAAGCAGUGUCUGGCUUUGCAGGCAAAGUCAAGCCACAGCUCAGGGCUGACACAGGUCUAAUACUGAAACAACUGAUUCUGGUGCCUCACUUCUUCAAUGCUCUGGAAAGCCAGCCUUCCUCUGGUCUGGGCCCAGGAUCUGGAUGAGCAAGUGGAGACACUAGCAAUAGCGAUGCAUCCAGUCCUAAAGGCCUUUGUGUGCGGCUCCAUCAGUGGCACUUGUUCCACGCUCCUCUUCCAACCCCUUGACCUGCUGAAAACCCGCCUGCAAACUCUGCAGCCUGCUGUGAAUGGGUCUGGUCGUGCUGGGAUGGUAACGCUGCUCUUUAGGGUUGUUCGUACUGAGAGUAUUCUGGGGCUCUGGAAAGGUGUCUCUGCAUCUUUUGCAAGAUGUAUUCCUGGAGUUGGGAUUUACUUCAGCACUUUGUACACGAUGAAGCAAAAGUUUCUUGUGGACCGUUCACCCACUGCCCUGGAGUCUGUCUUUCUGGGUGCCACCGCUCGUGCAGUUUCUGGGAUUUGCAUGUUGCCAGUGACUGUAGUGAAAACCCGAUAUGAGAGUGGAAGAUUUGGCUAUGGGAGUGUGUAUGGAGCUCUGAAGAAUAUCUAUCAGACCGAAGGGACUCGUGGCAUGUUCAGUGGGCUCACGGCAACGCUGCUGCGGGAUGCGCCCUUCUCUGGCAUCUACCUGAUGUUCUACACACAGACCAAAAACCUCACACCGCAGGACCAGUUGGAUCCAAUGCUCGUGCCCUUGCUGAAUUUUGGCUGUGGGAUCUUUGCGGGAAUCUUGGCCUCUCUGGCAACGCAGCCUGCUGAUGUCAUCAAAACACACAUGCAGCUGUCACCUCAAAAGUACCACAGGACUAGCCAGGCCAUUGCUUUUAUCUACAAGGACUUUGGGCUGGUUGGCUUUUUCCGAGGUGCUGUGCCCCGAGCCCUCAGGCGCACUCUGAUGGCAGCAAUGGCAUGGACGGUGUAUGAACAGAUGAUGGAAAAAAUGGGCUUGAAGUCCUGACUGAGCUGCACGAGAAAGGACCGGCUUCACUCCUUCUCCUGUUUGCUGUGAUCAACUGGCGCUGAGAAGUUCCCAGUUCCACAGAGGAAUAAGCCUUCCUCAGUCAGGAGGAAGAAAGCCCUUCUGAGACAGGGGAUUAGGCCUUUUGGCAAGUAGAGGAAAGGAAGGAUUGGAUCUUUGCAUUGUUUGAUCAAUGCGUUCCAGAAGGGCUGCACUUGCAGACUGCCAUGGGAAAUGGCAGGGUUUUCACAGCCUGGUAACUAUGCUGAGAAGCCCCUUUUAAAAAUAACUCUGUGCUCACCACCUUUAUGCAAUGAGACAGUAUUAGAGCAAAAGCAUUUGAGGAGAAAACAGUGAUGGCAGAACCUGGCAGUUUCUGCUGGCAUGGCCAGAAAGACCACAGUGACCACCAUCUGAUAAAGAUCCUCCUUCCUCAUAUGCUUCAUUCUCACAGGGAAACACUAGGCCCUGAUGGGAAACUGGAUCUGUCUUGUAAUGCUUAUAUUACAGGAGUGGGUGGAAGAGAAAUGAAGUGUAGAGGAAAAGCUACAAAUAUUGUCUCUGCCAUCGCUUUUCUACUGUGGGUGAUUACUGAGAAAGUAACUGGAACCACCUUGCUGUGAUAUGUGUUAUUAUGUGAUUGAGCAUCUUAACACUCUUGAAACAUCCUUCUGCCUCUACAGCAGAGUUUGCACAGGAAUUAAGAAGCAUAAGGCACUUUAGAAUUGAUUGCUACCAAAGUUCAACUUGUUCUCUGAAAAAAAAAUGCUGCUGGUCUAACUAUAGCAGGAACACUCAAGUGGGUUUUGUUGGGGUUUUUUUAUGCAGUUGUCAUAGAGACUUACUUGCUUCCUAUUCCUUAUUUGUUAAUCCCUGAUCAACACCCUCAAGUGUGGUCGUUAGAUGUAGCUUCUAGGGCCAUGGCUCAUAAUGUAUAAACAUAUAAUGGAAACAGGCACUUCAGAUUUCCCUUGAAACAUUGCUGAUUGCAUGUGGAAUAUGUUUUGGUUUGGAAAGAAAAGGUUGCUGCUUCUGUAAGCUUUUUCCAAAGUCUGAGCC
Messenger RNA from Sturnus vulgaris (Common starling), 2171 nucleotides. It is a transcript of the gene SLC25A38, whose product is annotated as solute carrier family 25 member 38. Gene Ontology annotation, molecular function: glycine transmembrane transporter activity. Gene Ontology annotation, cellular component: mitochondrial inner membrane; mitochondrion. The record is from RefSeq and is a predicted model, not a curated record. Gene Ontology annotation, biological process: glycine import into mitochondrion. Lineage: Eukaryota; Metazoa; Chordata; Aves; Passeriformes; Sturnidae.